CCCCCUCCUACCAUGUUAGAACUUCACGUAUGGGGCGACGACUCUAUCUCGCCAAUCUCACCAGAAUCGCUCGCCUCCGCAUAUUUUCUAGCGUCGCACUUGGCGCCCGCACAGUUCUCCAUCGUCACAUCGUCAAACACGAAUCUCUCGCCGACGGGCCAGUUGCCGGUGUUGCGUGAUGACAAGCGCAUCGUGGACGGGUACACUGACAUUGUUGCGUAUGUGACGCAGCACUACUCCGCGGACGCACGUAUCGCGGAGCUCACGGGCGAAGCGACUUUACUUAACGACGGCGUCAUCGCGUACAUCCGCGACAAAUUGCAAUACAUCACUCAGUUUGUGCUCUACAUCGACAGCAAUAACUACACAAACUUCACGCGUCCGUUGUUCCAGAGAUACUUGCCGUUUCCCAUGAUGUACAACCAGCCGCUCAAGUUCUAUGACGCCGCUGAGGAGGCGUGCGAGAGCAUCGGCCUCAAGGUGCCCAAUGCCGGAUUUCUCAGUCACAUCGGGUUUGUGGGCGACGCGCGCGAAGAGGAUAUGCGCGAGGCGGAUGUGGGUGCGGACGACGUCGCGUUGAGCCAGUUGCAUGCGACACAGAUGUUGAAGCGUAAGGAGGAGAAGAGCGUGCUUGCGAACACGGCCCAGAUGCUCCGCUGCCUACGCUUCUUCAAGGAGUACAUGGACGACAUUGUGCUGAUAUUGGGCGCGGAGAAGUAUGCCUUUGGCGAUAAGAUAUCCACGUGCGAGAUCUUGUUGUACGCACACUUGGAAUGCAUGUCGUUUCCCGGGCUUCCAAAUCAGGCAGUUGGUACGUAUUUUGAAGAGAAGUAUCCUGAGUUGCAUCAGCGGUUUGUUGUGGUGAAAACAGAGCUUGAUGCGCGGUUACGCGCAGUGGUAGUGGAGCGUGCAAGUGAUGAGGAUGCGCCAACGUUGGUUAACGAGGUACGUUUUGUCGCGGGUAGGUUGUUCACGAAACCGAGCGCGAGGAAUGAAGUAGUGCUUUGAAGUGAGAGGAUGUGUGUGACGUGAGUAUGAGACAAAUACUGGCCAAGAGAUGAAAGGCGAAGUGAUGAGGAACCAACGUGAAGUUGGGUAGUGAACAUGGGUAUAAAUACCUGACCUUUUGAUUUUAUUCAGUUACAUGACCUGCCAUAUAAAAUGAAACACACGAGGGUUGUGAGACUCGCUAGAUUAUUUAAUCUUUGGCUGUUGUGCUUGGCUGUUGUGCCCAGCUGUUAGUGUAAUUGUUUUAUAUUAUAACUGACUGUAUAUAAUUUCAUGUUAAAUUUCAACAAAUAUGGAAGAAAGCAGGAUUAUAACGGCC
This is a messenger RNA of Babjeviella inositovora NRRL Y-12698, 1327 nucleotides long. It is a transcript of the gene SAM37, whose product is annotated as SAM complex subunit. The record is from RefSeq and is a predicted model, not a curated record. Gene Ontology annotation, cellular component: SAM complex. Bases 13 to 1008 code for a protein of 331 amino acids. Gene Ontology annotation, biological process: mitochondrion organization. The transcript has a single exon. NCBI's taxonomy places the organism in Eukaryota, Fungi, Ascomycota, Pichiomycetes, Serinales.